CAGUCAAGAAGAGCCUGUCUCUGCUUUGAUUCUUCCCAACUGGGAUGCCUUUCCGUUUUACCUAUCCUGUUCUCACCAGGCCACUUCUAAGGAGUGCCGCUUGGUCUCCUAAUCCACCCAGAUUUCUGCCUCUCCCACUAUCAAAUGCUUACAGUGCAUUCUGUGUGUCUCAGGCUAAUCUUGACUGGGGACAAUUUUUGGUUUUCCUAGCCCUCCCUGUGGUCACUGGAACUGUCCCCACCCACAAGUUGUGCUCCCUAGGGAGUGGCUAAGUAGUUAGUAUAUGGGUGGGGAGGCCAAACAGGAGGGUCCAGAAAGGGUUCUCAGCUUUUUCCCUGUGCUUCUCCACAGAGGGUUAGACCUCUUGUCAGAAGUUGCUUAUGUGGUCUCACUGGGUAGUAAUGACAUCACAGGCCUCAGUUUCCAUGGCAAGAGAACUACGCAAACGCCAUCUCCCUGAGGAAACUUCCCUAUCUUUUCUCUACAAGAGACGGAUCUGGUUGGUUGCCUGAAAGAAAAUGUCUGACCGAAUCUUCUAUAUUCAUUCCAACAUGUCUUCUGUCCCCUGGGAAAGCAGUGCAACAGUGCCUCCCAUGCCGCCUCCUACGCCUGUUUACUACCAUGUCCUCUACCAAGGGUAUGGAGAAACCCAGAUAGGCUGGCAUGGGGAGACGUACUGUCUGGUGGGUGGCUACCGGCUCUAUGGCGAUGCUCCCCUGGCCACUCCAGCAAAGACCAAAACAGAGAAGCCAGCACCCAGGCAGGCUCCCAAGAGACAUCGAGCUCCAGAACCAGAUGAAGAUCUAAGUUGCUCUAACUCCAAAAUUCGUCCUUUGAACCAUGGUGGCAGAAGGCUGACCCCAAAGAAGCUGGCGAAACGACCUAAUCUAUUGAAAGGACAAGCAUGUAAGAGUGACUGCCACUGCCUGCCUCUAGAAAUAGAACCUGAGCCAUUCUGCCUGAGCCCUCCACAGCCAGGAGCUCCCCUUCUAUUCCAACUGGCUACAGGCAAGAAGGUUUGAGAGAUGAGGCUGCUUUGAUUUCCCAGAGCUGAAGCUGGCCUGGACAAAGGCUUUUUCUCGGGCAGAAGAAAGAAUAAUCUUCACUGUGCAAACCAAGAAAGAGCCAAGUAUACAGAAAUGGUGCAGAGUGGCCUAGUAGAAGCCCAAUGUACCAGAUAGACUCCUGUUCCUGAGUCACUGCCAGUGGCCACCAGCACAAACCAGGAGGGGCUGAAGUGGGGUGAAACAAGUGUAUGCCCCAGAAGCCUCUUGCCUGUAUCUGCAAGAAGCAGAAGAAAGAGCUCCAGGGAGACCAGCUACCAGGAGAAAGUUUAUCAAGACCCCACUACCACCCCCUUUAGCUUAUAGUUC
This is a messenger RNA of Perognathus longimembris pacificus (Pacific pocket mouse), 1373 nucleotides long. It is a transcript of the gene Dpep2nb, whose product is annotated as DPEP2 neighbor. The transcript is spliced from 2 exons. The record is from RefSeq and is a predicted model, not a curated record. NCBI's taxonomy places the organism in Eukaryota, Metazoa, Chordata, Mammalia, Rodentia, Heteromyidae. The coding region runs from base 519 to 1022 and encodes 167 amino acids.